GUCGACAUGCAUGUUUUGUUUUUGUUUCCGACUCCGACCGUGUUGUUGACGACUUGACGAAAACAAAUCGGCAUGGCGAAAGUUGGAAAUUUAAUUGUUGUGGGCACCUAUGAAGAAUUCGUUCUUGGAUAUGCCAUAGUUCCUGAUGAGUUCCAUGAAAAAAAACUGACCUUGGUGCAAACCUUUGCAUGCCACUCGCAUAGAGCAAGUGUACGUUCACUUGCUGUUGGCGGUGUGCAUCUAGCAUCAGGUAGUACUGAUGAAACAGUUCGUCUUUAUGAUAUUGUCAAUCAAGUUGAAUCAGGGCUUUUAAAUCACCAUGAAGGUACUGUUCAUGCCUUGGCAUUCACAGAAAAUGGAUCACAUCUUAUCACUGCUGGUGAAGAUGGAACAAUAGCUGUGAUUCGUACUGGUUCAUGGUUCACAGAAAAGAAAUGGGUUGGAACUCACAGUGGUUCAGCUGUCACAGGUAUAUCUGUUCAUCCAAGUGGUAAAUUGGCCCUUUCUAUUGGAAGUGACAACAAAAUAGUCACAUGGAAUUUAGUGAAAGGGCGUAAAGCUUAUAUCACCAAUGUGUCAAGCCGUUGUCGUCAUGGCUGGGGAGUUGGUGAUGUGCAGUGGUCUCCAUCUGGAUCUUCUUAUGCAGCCUUUAUGUCCAGUCAUGCAGAGGUUUACUCAGUAGAAAUUGCUGGUGUAUCUCAUACUAUCUCAUGUAGUAAUAGAGUCACAUGCAUUGCAUUUUUAGAUGAUGAUAUUAUUUUAGUUGGAGAAGAAAGUGGAGAAGCCUCCAUCCACAAGCUUGAACCACCUUCAGUAAAGGGUGAAGAGGGUAAAAAGGAAGAAAUAGCUCGAUUUCAAGCUCAUGAUCGCCGUGUGAAAUGUGCUAAAUAUGUAGGACCUGUUGAAGAUGGAUCCCGCACUGCCGUUCACUUUGUUACUGCUGGGGGUAGUGGUCGAAUAUGUCUAUGGGAACUUGAGGACUCAGAAGUAACAAAAGUUUGUGAAGUUGGCACUGGGUGUAGAAUAACUUGUAUGACUUUUGUGGACUUGGAAAAAGAGUUAAAAGUGAAGAAAGAAAAUGAAGUUCCAUCAAAGAAAACUUUAUCAAAGAAUACUGGUGUUAAAGAGAAGAUCAUUGAGCCAACUGCGUCCAAGAAGAGAAAAAUUAUUGAUGGUAAAAUAUCCAGAAAUAGCAACAAAAAGUCCUUGUCCAAGGUAAAUAGUUCAGUAGACACUAGUUCUUCUCCCAAAUCAAAGAAGAUUUCUAAGAAAGGAACUAAAUCCCAGAAUUUGUCAACUUCAAACCAACAUAAAACUAGUAAAGUGAGAUCUUUUAAUGCGGGUCGAUGGGAUGUAACUCCUCUAGAAUAGUAUUUCAAUUACAUAUAGCUCGAAGACUUUGCAUUGUGUCAACUGUGUUCCGGGAGCAAAUCAUCUACAUGAAUUUUACCAAGUAGGGCAGACUUGCACCAAGAAAGGGUUUUCUUUCUGUAAAAUAUUAUGUGACUGUUUGAAGCAUUUUCAUUGACAAGAAGAUAGAUGACCUGACACUAAAAAUUAUCAUCUGUAUUGUAUUUUCAAUAGUACAUUUCGUUGGCGGUAUAUACAGCAAGUAGGUGAUAUCCCCACAGAAACAAAUUUGUUAUUCACAUUUUGCAACUGAAUGCAUUAAAAAUUGAUUAAAUUUAAAUUACAAACAAUCAA
Molecule: messenger RNA, 1704 nt
Organism: Frankliniella occidentalis (western flower thrips)
Lineage: Eukaryota; Metazoa; Arthropoda; Insecta; Thysanoptera; Thripidae
Product: p21-activated protein kinase-interacting protein 1-like
Exons: 8
Coding region: 73-1371 (432 amino acids)
Molecular function (GO): protein binding
Source: RefSeq, a predicted model, not a curated record